UCAGAGAUUCUCGACAAUGUAUACACUGGAGCCUGGACAAACUGGAGCAAAGGAGCAGUGUUAGGCUAUAUGCUCACUCUAGAGCGUGCAGAUGCCAACCCCGUCAUUGCACUCCUGGCAUUGUUUGUCACUUUUGUUGGAACCCGCACCUGGAGAGUUUCCUGUUUUGCCCUCCAUGGAAUACUAUCAUCCGAGGAAGUUCAAGAUGGUCUUUAUCAUCAACAUCAAGCGAUUCUUCGAAAUUCGUCAAACGCGACAUCAGGCCUCAUCACACUAUUCCAGCUCUUAUGGGCCUGGAGGUCUAGCAAACCAUAUCGUCGGAUCAUCCCUACCAUCACGUUAACGGCUAUCGUGGCUAUGGCCUUUGCUAUGGCCAGUUGCUUUUCAUCUCAAGUGGCCACAGGAAACGAAGUCUUGAUUUCCAGCCCCCGCUGCGGCUCUCUUGUUUAUCCUGACGGCUACGACAAUACGACCGUUCUCAAAACUAUUACCUUGCCUCACUACAAGAAAGUUAUGAAGAACGCAGCCAACUACGCCCAGCAAUGUUACGACCCAGAUGCAUCGGGACAACUCCAGUGCGGCACAUUUAUCAAAAAGAGCUUACCGAUAAACAUUACAAAAAAUGCUGGCUGCCCCUUCGACGAUGGUAUUUGUCGCAACAAAAACAAAAACUUGGUUUUGGAUACCGGAUAUAUAGACAGUCAAAAAGAUCUCGGUAUUAACUCUCCCCCACAAGAGAGGUUCCAAUAUCGAAAUGUUCUUCACUGCUCCCCCUUGGUAACACGCGGAUAUAAAGCUGCACGGAACUCGUCGAGCGGGAGCACUUACACAAGAUAUUACUACGGGAAAACCUCCCGAGCUAAUUACACAUACGAGUACAAAAUUGAUCCCAUCUGGGAAUCGGCGAAUGUCGACUUCGUAGUCAACAACAUCAGCCCUGAUUAUGAUAUUAGCACAUACUCGGCACACAACCAAAAUGGCUCUUUUUCUUCAUACGAAUCCAAUUUCCAUCCUAUCCCUGAUUUACAACGCUCAGAUGCCGAUGUUACCCUGAUUUUUCUAUCGGCUGGAAAAGUCACCUUUAGUACAAAAACAGUCGAUGACUGGUACAGUGCUACUCAUAUAGUGGCUAGAGGGAUUUCAAUGUACGGGUCUGGUAAUGGGACUUUAAGCAACAUAUAUGGCCAAGACGAGCCGGCAUCCCCCUUGGCAUGUGCAAGCCAAGUACAGUGGUGCAAUUCUAACCUCCCAGAAAACAACCGCUGCACUCCACUUAGUGGACAGGCGGAUGCAUUUUAUAGUGCUCAGGGUUUUUUCAAAAAUGAAGCUUUGAAGGAACGACUCAAUUGGUUUUGGGAUUUCCAGCCUCAACUUGAUGCGCUGCUGUCCUACUUGGGGUCUCAGUCCUUGAAAUCUACAAACUCCCUUAGUGGCGGCACACAAGGCCCUCUUCCGGACAACCAGUGGCAACUUGACGUACAAAACUGGUUCGCCACGAUGCUAGCAUACAUGCAAGCGUACGCCGUCAGUAUUGUAACUGGGCCUUCGGACGUCAAUCUCCAGCAAUAUGUUGUACAACCAAACUCCACGACGGAAAGAUCGAUAUGCAAAAACCAGAUAAUCGUUAGCUCCGUACAUUACUCUUUCAGUCUUUUCGGCAUCUAUUUCAUUCUUGUGCUGGGAUGCCUUAUUAUCCUUAUCUCAUACAUCCUAGGGCCUGUCUUCAACAUGCUACACAAGCGCUACCACCUGAAAGGAUAUGCGCUCCUAGAAUGGUGCACAAACGACACGCUACAACUUCAACGUCUCGCCCACGAGGAGCUCGGAUUUGGUACCUGGUCUUACACUACUGAUGCUAUUCCCGUACCAAAAUGCGGCGAACCCCUUGCGGUGCUGGACCUAAAGGACCCCAAACACCCAAAGCUG
Molecule: messenger RNA, 1926 nt
Organism: Aplosporella prunicola CBS 121167
Lineage: Eukaryota; Fungi; Ascomycota; Dothideomycetes; Botryosphaeriales; Aplosporellaceae
Exons: 3
Source: RefSeq, a predicted model, not a curated record